Messenger RNA from Schistocerca serialis cubense, 1191 nucleotides. RefSeq names its product cilia- and flagella-associated protein 251-like. The record is from RefSeq and is a predicted model, not a curated record. The transcript is spliced from 2 exons. Lineage: Eukaryota; Metazoa; Arthropoda; Insecta; Orthoptera; Acrididae. The annotation marks the transcript as partial.
AAGGAGGAGGAGGAGGAGAAGGAGGAGGAGGAGGAGGAGAAGGAGGAGGAGGAGGAGAAGGAGGAGGAGGAGGAGAAGGAGGAGGAGGAGGAGAAGGAGGAGGAGAAGGAGGAGGAGGAGGAGAAGGAGGAGGAGGAGGAGAAGGAGGAGGAGGAGGAGAAGGAGGAGGAGGAGGAGAAGGAGGAGGAGGAGGAGAAGGAGGAGGAGGAGGAGAAGGAGGAGGAGGAGGAGAAGGAGGAGGAGGAGGAGAAGGAGGAGGAGGAGGAGAAGGAGGAGGAGGAGGAGAAGGAGGAGGAGGAGGAGAAGGAGGAGGAGGAGGAGGAGAAGGAGGAGGAGGAGGAGGAGAAGGAGGAGGAGGAGGAGGAGAAGGAGGAGGAGAAGGAGGAGGAGGAGGAGAAGGAGGAGGAGGAGGAGAAGGAGGAGGAGGAGGAGAAGGAGGAGGAGGAGGAGAAGGAGGAGGAGGAGGAGAAGGAGGAGGAGGAGGAGAAGGAGGAGGAGGAGGAGAAGGAGGAGGAGGAGGAGAAGGAGGAGGAGGAGGAGAAGGAGGAGGAGGAGGAGAAGGAGGAGGAGGAGGAGAAGGAGGAGGAGGAGGAGAAGGAGGAGGAGGAGGAGAAGGAGGAGGAGGAGGAGAAGGAGGAGGAGGAGGAGAAGGAGGAGGAAGAGAAGGAGGAGGAAGAGAAGGAGGAGGAGGAGAAGGAGGAGGAGGAGGAGGAGGGGGAGGAGGAGGGGGAGGAGGAGGGGGAGGAGGAGAAGGAGGAGGAGGGGGAGGAGGAGAAGGAGGAGGAGGAGGAGGAGAAGGAGGAGGAGAAGGAGGAGGAGAAGGAGGAGGAGAAGGAGGAGGAGAAGGAGGAGGAGAAGGAGGAGGAGAAGGAGGAGGAGAAGGAGGAGGAGAAGGAGGAGGAGAAGGAGGAGGAGAAGGAGGAGGAGAAGGAGGAGGAGAAGGAGGAGGAGAAGGAGGAGGAGAAGGAGGAGGAGAAGGAGGAGGAGAAGGAGGAGGAGAAGGAGGAGGAGAAGGAGGAGGAGAAGGAGGAGGAGAAGGAGGAGGAGAAGGAGGAGCAGAAGGAGGAGCAGAAGGAGGAAUGCGACAACAGCUGGUGGAAGCUGGUACAUGAGGGCAUUUUUGACGUCAUCGUGGUUUCCAACCUUCGUGAUUUUGAGGUUGUGGACUACCUACAUGACCAGUACAGCUGA